AUGAAGACUGGUAAAAGAAAAGAUGUAAAGCCUCCAGCAGCCUUAAAGGAGAAAGACUCUUCAAAACGAAAAGAAAUUAAGGCUUCAACUAAUCCUAAGGAAAAAGCUGCAGUGAAAAAGGAGGGGGAGAAGAAAGCUACCUCAGAGAACCCUCAUGAACACAAGCAUGAACGUGUUAAACGUGAAAAAGCUGUCUCUCAGACUAAGCCAGAGGAGAAAAUGAAACAACAAAAGGCAACUCCCACUGAGAAGUCAGCUCAGGCAAAGUCAGCAAAGCAUGAAACAGUCAGACAUGAAAAAGAUGUUCCCCUUACAAAACCAGUCAAACCGAAAAACACUGCAAAGCCAACAGCUGAAAUCCCGACAUCAGCCACAAAAAAACCAAAGACAACUAAGGAAAAAGAAGAAAAAACAACUGAGAAGAAACAGCUGAAAGAUGAAAAAACUAAAGUAAAAGAAGAUCCACGACAUCAAAACGUGACAUCAGGAAAAGACCGAGUCCAAAACCGUUUAAGGAACCUGGAGGUGCACAAGUCCAUGGGACCUGCCAAGAUACAACCAUGGGUACUGAAAGAACUGGCUGAGGAAGUGGCUAUGCCACUACCCAGUAUAUUUGAGAAGUCAUGGCAAUCUGGUCGAGUUCCCACUGAUUGGAAAAGGGGAAACAUAAUACCCAUUUUUAAAAAGGCAGAUAAGGAAGAACUAGGGAAUGACAGGUCAGUCAGUCUCCCCUCAGAGUCUGGCAAGAUCAUGGAGCAGCUCCUCCUGGAAAGUCUGCUAAGGCACACAGAAAACAUUGGUAGCAGCCAACACGGCAUCACUAAAGCCAAAUCAUGCCUGACAAAUUUCUUGGCUGUCUACCAUAGUGUUACAGCAGUGGUGGAUGAGGGAAGAGCAACAGGGAUCAUCUCCCUGGACUUGAACAAAGACACUGUCCCUCGUGACAUCUAUGUCUCUAAAAUGGAGAGACGUGGGUCUGACGGGUGGGCCACUGGCUGGAUAAAGAAUUGGCUGGAUGAUCAUGCCCAGAGUGUUGAAGUCAGUGGUGCAAUGUCCAAAUGGAAAGCGGUGCCAAGUGGUGUUCCCCAGGGAACGGUAUUGGGACUGGUGCUUUUUAACAUCCUCAUUGGUGACAUGGACAGUGGGUUUCAGUGCACCCUCAGUGAGUUCACCGAUGACACCCAGGUGUGUGAUGCAGUCAACAUGCUGGAGGGAAGGAAUAACACCCAGAGGGACCUUGUCAGGUUUGAGAGGUGGGCCCAGGUCAUCCUGAUGAAGUUCAACAAUGCCAAGUGCGAGGUCCUGCACCUGGUUUGGCGCAGUCCCAAAAACAAUUUUAGGCUGGGCAGAGAAUGGAAAGAGACUAGCCCUGGGGAGAAGGACUUAGGGCUGCUGGUAGAUGAAAAGCUGGACAUGACUCAGCAGUGCGUGCUGGCAGUGAAGAAAGACAUCUGUAUCCUGGGCUGCAUCAAAAGCAGCGUGGUCAGCACAUCAAAGGAAAUGAUUGUGUCCCUCUACUCCGCCCUGGUGAGACCCCACCUGGACUACUGUGUUCAGGACUGGGAACCCCAGCACAAGAAAGAUGUUGAAAUGUUGGAGCAAGUCCAGAAGGGAGUUAUUAAGUUGGCCCCAGGGCUGGGGCACAUCUCCUAUGAAAAUAGGUUGAGAGAGAUGGGGCAGUUCAGCCUGGAGAACAGAAGGCUUCGGGGGUACUUAAUAACAGCCUUCCAGUAUGUAAAGGAGGCCUGCAAGAGAGCUAAAGAUGGACUUCUCACAACAGCAUGUGGUGACAGGACAAGAGAGAAUGGCUUUAAGCUGAAGGAGGUUGGAUUUAGUUUAGAUAUUAGAGAGAAAGUUUUUACUGUGAGGGUGGUGAGGCUCUGGAACAGGUUGCCCAGAGAGGUUGUGGACUCUCCAUCCCUGGAGGUUGGAAGAUGUCCCUAG
Messenger RNA from Ficedula albicollis (Collared flycatcher), 1944 nucleotides. RefSeq names its product RNA-directed DNA polymerase from mobile element jockey-like. The coding region runs from base 1 to 1944 and encodes 647 amino acids. The transcript has 16 exons. The record is from RefSeq and is a predicted model, not a curated record. NCBI's taxonomy places the organism in Eukaryota, Metazoa, Chordata, Aves, Passeriformes, Muscicapidae.